Penicillium oxalicum is the source of this 342-nucleotide messenger RNA. RefSeq lists its product as uncharacterized. The coding region runs from base 1 to 342 and encodes 113 amino acids. Lineage: Eukaryota; Fungi; Ascomycota; Eurotiomycetes; Eurotiales; Aspergillaceae. Gene Ontology annotation, cellular component: membrane. The transcript is spliced from 3 exons. The record is from RefSeq and is a predicted model, not a curated record.
AUGGACCAUGUGACCUCCUCCAACACUCUUCCAGGCUCGCCCGUCGGGCCUCAAGCCUGGACGAGCUGGACGUGGCCCGGAAUUCGACCCCUAGCGGCAUGGCUUUUCACCUUCAAGGGGGUUCUGGCAGUGUUGAACGUUGGAUUUGGGCCUCUGGGUAUUAUCUCAGGCUCCCUGGCUGCUGGAUUCCAAUCCUUUAUGUACGGUGGCUUCACUCCUGCUGGUGGAAUAUUUGCCAUUUUGACCAGUCUUGGGAUGCGCGGGAUUCUGCAGCAGGUGGUUGGAAUCUUGGCUGCAGGUUUUGCGACUGGCAUUGCUUUUCUUGUGGGAAGGUCAACCUGA